AUGACUAUUAUUUUCGAAGAUCAACUCGAUCGAUUGGACAAACUGACUGGAGGAGAAAUAUUAGAGAUCUCCAAAGCCCGCGCCGAGGUACUCGAACCAGCCUUUGAUUCAUACCUCAACUCUGCCAAUCUUCGCGAAUAUGCACCUCCUCCAUCUCUUUUGCAGCUCGUUGCCUCCUCCGACAUCGCAGUCCAGCUGUCGCGCUGCAGAAAGUCAGGGGCCGCGAGCGACCUGGCCAUCACCAGAAAAUCCGAUACACUUGACGACAACUUCAUGGGAUACUGUGAAGAGUAUACAUGUGUAGUGUUUAAAGGCGAGGCGGGACUCCUUGACGAUUUCUUAGACGUUGUCGAGUUAGCUGCCGCCAAGCAUGAAAUCAAUAACACAACGGCGAUCUUGAAGGCUCCGGAACAGAUUCGCAUUCCUUUUAGGGGUCUGGAAUAUGGACUCAAAUAUGGAGAGUUUGUCGAUCGUGUUGAAGUGCUCCAGUGCGCUAUGUGGAUUAGAACUUCACCAAGCGGUAUGCCGCAUCUCUCAUCCUUACUGGCCGUUCAUCCCGUGCUGACUAUCACUGAAGAACAAGAAAAGGGAGGUAAAAGCUUUGUCGAAAUCGCCAUAGAUUCACGAACUCCCCCACCCAGUACUCCUGAAUACAUACCGGCUUCACCUGAUGCUCUCAUAGCAUUCAACGCCAGUCUCGAAGACCAAGAUGUGCCUAGCCAGAACUUGAGCGACAGCGAUAGUCCUUUGUCUUCCUGCAGAUCGUCUAUAUCUACACCUCCUCUUCUCGACGAUUCAGAUUCAGAUUCUUCGCACAAUUCGAGUGAACUAUCUGACCCACCAACAAUCAUCCACACACCGCCAUGGUUUGGAAAUCUCGAUGAAUAG
Messenger RNA from Fusarium poae, 888 nucleotides. RefSeq lists its product as uncharacterized. The coding region runs from base 1 to 888 and encodes 295 amino acids. The record is from RefSeq and is a predicted model, not a curated record. The transcript has a single exon. NCBI's taxonomy places the organism in Eukaryota, Fungi, Ascomycota, Sordariomycetes, Hypocreales, Nectriaceae.